CGCGACUGAUCUUUCUCCAGGAAGACAUGAGUGUGCCCCGGGAGCUGCAGGUUAGUGAGGGCUGAGGAAGCUGCACUGUGCCCCCGACAGGAGGCGCUAUCCCAGGAGCUGCUGACAGAAGUGCGCUGCGCCUGCCUGUACUUGUCUCCUAAGUUACCACACAGUGACGGCUGAGUGACACCUGACAUCAGGAGGAGCCCAUGAGACCUGUGCAGAAUUUAAUGCCUGUGUUUUGGGAUGGCUGACAACCAUGAAGAUGUUCUUCACCUGCCAUUUGUGGAUGGGUCCUUUAUUGAAGGUGUAAGCAACCAAGUGAUUGUCGCAGUAGUCAUCAGUUUACUCUUCAUUGCUGCGCUCACAUAUUUAAUGUUACAAACUAAUGUUUUCCAUUUGUUAAACAGAAGUGAGCAGCAAAACAUUCACCCCGAAAAUCAAGAAAGGGUAAGAGCUAUUAGGGAGCAACUACAAAAUGAACAGGAAACAACUGUCCAACCUCGACAUCAGUUCUACUCAGAUAUGUCUUGCCCAGUCUGUUUACAGCUGGCUACAUUUCCCGUGGAAACAAACUGUGGACACCUUUUUUGUGGUCCAUGCAUUAUUGCAUACUGGAGAUACGGGUCAUGGCUCGGUGCUAUCAGCUGUCCUAUUUGCAGACAAACAGUUACUUUAUUGUUUCCAGUGUUUCAAGUCAGUGAACAACAAGAUGCCCAAGAAAUUUUUCAGGAAGUUAAUAGUUAUAAUAGAAGAUUUUCUGGCCAGCCCCGAUCUCUCAUGGAUAGAAUUAUGGACUUGCCAACAUUGCUGCGCCAUGCUUUCCGUGAAAUGUUUUCUGUGGGUGGUUUAUUCCGGAUGUUUCGAAUAAGGAUUGUACUCUGCCUGCUUGGAGCAUUAUUUUACCUGGUUUCACCCCUGGACAUUAUUCCCGAAGCUCUCUUUGGUAUCCUAGGCUUCAUGGAUGACUUGUUUGUCAUAUUUUUGCUACUUAUUUACAUAUCUAUUAUGUAUCGGGAAGUAGUGACUCAGAGACUAAAUAGGUGAAAGAUAUGACAAGUUUUGCAUUACAGAAGCCUUUAAAUAACUAUGCAGGUUUGAGUUUACUGAACCACUGUCAGCGUAACUGGAAUUUGUUAUUCAUCAUGUUCUUUCUCUGGAUUGGUUAAAAAUGUUCUCUGUCCACCAAUUUCUCUGUUUUUCCCAAUGUAAAUGUAUGAUAAAAUUAACUACUGAUCAUCUGGUUAUUGACCGAUCUAUCAAACCACCUCUGCAAUGAAGCACACACGCCACCUUUACCUCCUCUAUAUGUGAAUUUCUAUUAAACUGGCCUUUCUAUGGAUCCAUAUUAUUGCAAAGAUGGAUGGUAACGGUUCCAUGUGUUUUUAGGACUGUCCUAGUUGGAGUAAACAGUCAUUCAGCAGGUUGGAAUUCAGUUUGGCCUAUCCUGCUAUAAAAAAAUGCACUUCAAGUCUAUCUGAAGUUCACAUACAAAAACAGCAAACAGUACAAUUUGUUUAGGAUCCUCAUCUGCCCUUGGCUGAAAAAAACUUAAACUAUCCUAUUUAUUGCUUCUGACAUUGGCAUUCUUCUUAUAUGCAGUAUUUUACCACAGUAGCAAGAUUUUACAGUAUCUUGUGCAAUCCUUGCAGUAUUUAAACCACACUACACUCUGUGUUUGGGGGUAACUAACUGUUCCCCCUUAUCAAAUUUAAUGACAAUAGAACACACAUGGGGGGGGGGGAAUUGAAUUGUGAAACUGCAGUUUUUAAUUGCAGGUUUUUGCACAGUAUUUUUUAAACCUAAAUCUAGAACUGCACAAAAAAAAAAAUCUAGUAUUACAUGUAGAAACUGGUUUUGUGUUGGACAAAAUGUGAAUAAGUCUACAAACCUAGGCCAUCAAUAUAAGAUUGGCCUUGGUAUGACUCCUGACACCUCCCACUAAUCGGCUGCAGUGUCUGUGCAAAAACCUUUUGCCUCUUCAAUGUUUACCAGCGCUCAUACCUGUAUCAACUUAUUAGUGACAACACUACAAGUGAACGGGGGAACACUGCAGUACCUUGUAUGCCAGAUACCAUGCUAGUAAACAUUGAAGAGACUGCGGCCCAUGCAUGAGUUCUGUGGCCCCUUCAAACACCACAUAUUGAGGACAGGGUUACCCCUUUAAGGAGAGGACAUUAAUAUUAAAGGCUCAAAAAAAUCAAUUCUUUAUAUUUUUACUACUUGUUUAUCAAAAGGAACUUAUUUUACUUCAGAUCUUUGUACUGAAUAAUUUUGUAACAUUAUAAUAAUGUUUGACAAAACACAAUUAUAUAAUUCUGUUAAACUUGAGCUAAGUGAAAUAUAGUAGUGUAUAUGCCUUUUUUAAAGAAUUUUUUUUUUAUAGCAGGCAUUUCUAAGACAGACUUUUUGUUAGUAAGGACACACCACCUUAUAACACCAUACAUAAAGCUGCAGCUACCUGAGGCAGACUGGUAGAGUGUCCAUAAACUGGCUGAUAACGCUGUUCUUCUCAAAGCUAGGUUGGCAUUGGACUGACUGCAAGGAAGUAUAAAAGCAGCUUGGCAGCAAGCAUUACAUGUAGUGCGCCUUUUUAUACUUUAGUACAAAAUGACACCCCAUUGGCACUUCUCAGAGAUUUUAUUACAGACAAUUUGACACAACCUCCUAGGCAAAGGGUCAUUGACUUCAAUGGUCUUUGUCCUUGAGAGGUCUCUUCCAUGAAUGGAAGGUUUACAAUUACUGGGAAAUGGUAUUUAAAGAUAUGAGCAAAAUAUAUGCAUCUUACUCACAACCGUAAUGCAUAAAAAUUGUUCCAAAAGACUUUUGUUGUCAUCUUUAUCAGUCGGGAACUAUCUUUAAAGUUUGCCUAUCCUGGUGGUAGACUAAAGGAAAGUAGCUAUAAUUCUCAGUUUCGCUUUCACACAGGACAAAAAUGUGUAGCUGUUUACAAAGCACGUUAAUGGCUUGCUCUUAUUUACAUUUAUUGAACAUUGAGCCAUUUGGUUGUUAUGAUUUAGCUGAAAUAUUCUUAACAACAUGUUUCUGUUUUUUUAAAUGAAUAUUUAUGUAUAAGUUUGUAAAAUAUAAAGUAUAUAAUAUCCCGUUAAUAACUUCAAGCUGUUUUACUCUUAGGCCAUGGCUUUAAUAGUAAUAUAAAAAAUAUGUUGGUAUAAAGAAGCACUCCAACAUUGCAUUUUUUGAUAAUACAAUGCAGCAUAGGCAAUGUAAAAGGAGUUGUCAUUACACAGUACAAUUGGUUGCACAAAAAACAAGCCCUCAUAUGGGUCUGUAGAAUGGAAAGUAAAAGAGUUAUGGCUCUUAAACACAAAAAUAGAAAUGGUUGUUUACUAUCUUGAUUCCCUUUAUUCCUUCUGAUAUGGUUAUCCUAGUGGCAACUAGGUUUUCCAUGAUAUCUGUGAUUUUGCAGAGACAGGCAGAGUCUCAUAACUAGACAAGUUUCUGCUUAGAGUUCUAAAUACAGUAAGUGAUCGAUCCUGGAAUGUCUAUCCCGCAACUCGUGUCAUAUAAAGAAUCAGUGUAUUUCUAUAUCAUGCAUUUUUAGAAUGUGCACUUCCGAACGGGGCAUUUUUUUUCCGUUAGCUCUGUGCUAGUACACAAAUAGAAAAGGGAAACCCUUCUUUUAUGCAGGUGAUAUAUGUGACCACCACUCCAUCUACUGCUAUGGGCCUGAAGGAGAUCACACCCUUCUCCCACCAGCUUUACUGCAUGCCGAAAAAAAGCUGUUUAAUGUAAUUUUUCUGCUCUAGGAAGUAUCAAAAUGAUAUUCUAUUCACCUGACAGGUUCUCUUGUAAGAGUACUAAUAAUAUCUUUAGUAAAGAUACUAAUGUCCUGUUAAUUGUAAGCCCAAAAGUAUUAUGUUAAUAUAAAAGUUUUAUUUCUUGUAAAUUUCACAUGUGGUAUGAUUUGGCAUUGCACUAUUCAUGAUGCCAAACAUUGAAGGGGACCACUUGAUUUUUGAAAGGUGAUCUGUACGCACAAAUAUACGGUACAUAGAAAUAUUUUAUAACGUUGGUAGAUAUAUUUUAGGUGUUGUGAUCUUUGGAAGGAAAAAAUAUUUUACGAAAUACCCAACAGUAAAAGCUUUAGCUUUCAGUACUGCUUAAAAAUAAAUUCUUCAGGACUUUGUUUUUUGUGCUUGGCAUACUAGGCCUAAUUCAUAUAACUUUUUGUCCACCAUAUACAUUGGGAUAUCGCAAGAAGGUAAACCACAGCAUAAUCGCAGCAGAUUAUUGGACUAAGGUAUUUUACUCUUUACUAUGUUUGGUGCAUUACCUGAACAUAUACUUUCUUUUGUGUGGGAUCCGGUAGACCACACUUUUGGUUCCUUCAAAAAAAAAAAGAAAAGAAAAUUAUACCUUGGACUACUCUUGAUCUAUUAAAGAGAAAAUUCCCAGACCCAUUUGGCCUGUUUGCAGCCACUGGAGGCGGUUGGGAACCUAAAAGCAGCUGAUUUAAACAAGUUACCCAAUUUGCAUAACUUCCAUUAACAUUAAAUGGGUACUUAGCGUUUGGAACUGUUCCGAACGCUGGAGCUGGUGCCGGGACCUCGCGACGUCAUAGCCCUGCCCCCUCAUGAUUUCAGGCCCCCCCCACUCAAUACAAGUCUAUGGGAGGGGGCGUGACAUCAUUGAGGGGGCGUGACAUCAUGAGGGGCAGGGCUAUGAUGUCACAAGCUGCCGGCUCCAGGGUUCAGAACAGUUUGUUCCAAACGCUGAGCAGUGGAGUACCCCCUUUUAAUGAGAGUUGUGAAAAUAGGAUAGCCAUUCAAGCUAUGCUGUGUACAUAACUUUGGGCGUACACUGUGCUACACUUGGCAACAUCCUAAAAUAUAUAUAUUUAUAUAUAAAUAUGUGAAUUAGGCUUUAGGGGGUUUAGGGCAAUAUUAACAUCUCAAAUGGUUUUAUACAAUGACUGUAUUUUUCUUACAUGUACAGCUGUCUGAUGAAGGGAAUCUGUUAAUAUGUUAACUUGCAUACAAACUAUCAAUUAACAAAAGAAUGUACAUUCUCCUCAGUGUAACAACUGAAUGUAAAGUCUCUUACUUGUUUGUAUUGAUCUAAUUCUAUUGUAUAAAGGACUUCAG
Molecule: messenger RNA, 5099 nt
Organism: Hyla sarda
Lineage: Eukaryota; Metazoa; Chordata; Amphibia; Anura; Hylidae
Gene: RNF170
Product: ring finger protein 170
Exons: 7
Coding region: 238-1038 (266 amino acids)
Molecular function (GO): ubiquitin protein ligase activity
Source: RefSeq, a predicted model, not a curated record